CGCAGUCGCUGCGUGAACAUGCCGCGCCCCCUCGUACUUGUGGCAGGUGCAUACAUAUUAAUUUGUUGUGGAUGGAUUGAUGCAUUGAUUUCCGAUCCUGCAGUGGUCUGCCCAGCAUUAUCAGAGCCAACGAGGACAAUAAAAUGCAACCUGAACGGUACACAAGUCGAUUGUAAAAAAUCUAUGGUUCCUGGAACUGAAGCAGUGGUCCAGUGUGAAUUGUUGUACACACAUAUAAAACAACUUUCACGUUUCUUUAUUAGGUGCCAGCCAAAUGGAACGUGGUCUGGAGAAAUCACCCCAUGUGAACCAAAGUGUGGUGAAACUAAUCCUUCCACUCGCGUCGUUGUGAGCUUACGUGGUUACCACUAUUGGUGGUAUUUGUCAAAGAAAACCAAAGAGUCUUCUUUCGACAUUCCUUGGCAUGCUGGCGUGUAUUUGAAAUAUGAAGGAAAAAAUAUUUUUAUUUGCGGAGGCACAAUUAUUUCAGAGCGUGUGAUUGUAACUGCUGCACAUUGCUUCUGGGAUGUAUCUUCUAGUCAGCAGAAGGAUCAGAAGCUUUUCAAAAUUGCUGCUGGGAAAAUCUAUCAUGACUGGUAUAGUGAUGAGCUGUAUGCACAGAAACGAGAAAUUGAUAAAAUAAUUUUACAUCCGCGUUUUAGAGGCGAUGCACUAAACUGGAUGGCUGACAUAUCCCUUGUUAAACUCAGAGAACCUCUUAUAAUGACUUUCGCAAUUCGACCAAUUUGUCUUGAUUUUGACAAACAAUUUCAAACGCUCUUUACUCCUGGAAAGAUGGGAGUUGUUGUCGGUUGGGGUGGCAACGUGAACAAGACUCGGAGGGAAAAACUCCGCCAAUUAAACCUACCAUAUGUUAAGUUCGAGGAAUGUGAAAAAGCAGUACCUCAAUCAUUUCUGGCAUUCCUUACAAAUGACAAAUUUUGUGCAGGAUAUCUUAAUGGCGAGUUUAAUUUAUUUUGUCGCGCUAGCAAAAUAGCGAAGUUACAAUUGUUGAAGGUACAAGUGUAUGCCCUGGAGACAAUGGCGGUGGGUAUGCAACGCAAUUUAGGGAUGGAAAAUGGUACUUAAUGGGUGUUGUGAGUGUAGGAGUACCAGCAAAAGAUGAAAGCAUUUGCAAUGUAUUUUCGUACACUACCUAUACGAGUGUAUCUUUUUACUACGAUUUUAUAAGUUCAUUGCAAUAAAAAGUAUAUACUAAAAUGUAGCGUGGACAAUUCAAAAGAAGCGAUAAAUAAUUAAUAUGUGUCUACUUUUAAAUAAAUAAAAAAAUGAUUGUUAACAUACUACUAUUAAUUAUUUUGUUCUGUUUGUUUUCCACGUACUUUGAAUGAUGGUAAUGUGUUGAUUCCAAGUCGGUUUAGUGCAAUGUAAAAUGACCAGAAAUAUAACUCUUUAUAAUAUUGGUAUGUGUUCCAUGUACAAUUGCACGCCAUGGAGACGCUGGUGGUGGCUAUGCAACGCAAUUGAGGAAUGGAAUAUUGUACAUUUUGUGUGUUGUGAAUGUAGGUUGGGCACCGCCUGAUAACAGCGUUUGCAACGUAUUUGCAGACACUAUCUACCAAGUGUAUUCUAUUCAAGGAUUUUAUCAGUUAAUUGAAAUGAAACGUAAAUAGUCGAAGCAUCGCUUACAAAAUUGAAAAUGUUUGAUAAUUUAUUAAUGAUUCUACUUGUUAAUGAAACUUGUUAACGAUUUGUUCACAUUAUUGUAUUUACGAAUACAAGUGAUUUAAAUGAUGUUUAAUAAAGUUUCUCGAAAAC
Messenger RNA from Gryllus bimaculatus (two-spotted cricket), 1779 nucleotides. The record is from the annotation of a GenBank genome assembly. NCBI's taxonomy places the organism in Eukaryota, Metazoa, Arthropoda, Insecta, Orthoptera, Gryllidae.